ACAGUGUCUAAUCAGCAGUAGACUGCAGCUGGGCAAAACUGAAACAGGGCGCUGUUACCACCUCUCCCUCGGGGAACUCUACCUUUGAGAUGGAACUUAUAUGAAUCAACCCUACCAUCAGUCAGUUCCGCCUACGUACGUUUUCCCCAGAGUUAUUCAUGGUAAAAUCAGAAAGCAAUGCCUCCCCUGUUUCUCUCACUUUAUUUCUUUCACAUCUGCCCAUUUAUUCUUUGACAAGGCACAGAAUCGGAAGAGGAGUUGUAAAUUUAAUAACCACAUCGACAUGUUUCCAUCCAUUGCUCUGUUUCCCUCAUCUUUUUGCAUGCUGAUUCUUCCAACUUAGCAGCCACAACUGACAAAUUUCGGGAAAGAUAAUGAGUAGAAGGAAAAUUGGGCACAUGCUUGAUCAUUUGAUUUCUACCCCUUUAUCUAUCGCCGAUCCUUUUGAUUUUGUCCCUAUACAUUGGUAACUCUCAUCGUUAUCUUCCUUAUCAUCGAUCUCUUGCAAGGUGGGGUCCCUCUGCUCGAUCGCUCUUUUCAUUUAUUGUAUCUAGCAACCCCUUCUGCACUCCUAUACUCCUAUAUAUACUCAUACCCAAAUUACAUUCUUCUCAAUCCGCAUCUCAACAAGUCUUAUCUUUAAUUCAUGGCAGAUCCCCGGACUCUGUUCCUGUCCCUUCUCCUCACUGCUCUGUUUCUCGCUUCAGGCAUUGCAGCUCAGGGUCCACCUUCCCCUGGCUACUUCCCAAGUUCCAAAUUCCCUUCUCUCGACUUCCCUCAGGCCUUCAGUAACCGCUGGGGUCUUCAGCAUCAAACUUUAGACCAUGGCACAUUGACCAUCUGGCUAGACACCAGCUCAGGAAGUGGGUUCAAGUCUCAUGAUUCAUACGCUUCAGGAUACUUCAGCGCAGCCAUCAAGCUCCAACCUGGUUACACUGCAGGAGUGAUUACGUCCUUCUAUCUUUCGAACAAUGAAGCACACCCGGGAGACCAUGAUGAAGUGGACAUUGAGUUCUUAGGGACAACGUUCGACAAGCCCUACACUCUGCAGACCAAUGUGUACGUGAGAGGGAGUGGAGACGACGGCCGGAGAAUAGGAAGAGAGAUGAGGUUCCACCUCUGGUUCGAUCCGACUCAAGAUUUUCACAAUUAUGCUGUGCUGUGGUCCCCCAAUGAGAUCAUAUUCUUAGUGGACGACGUGCCUAUCCGGCGGUACCCCAAGAAGAGUGAUGCGACGUUUCCGACGAGGCCAAUGUGGGUUUACGGGUCGAUUUGGGACGCCUCGUCGUGGGCCACCGAGGACGGCAAGUACAAGGCCGAUUACAGGUACCAACCCUUCGUGGGGAGCUACAGGAAUUUCAAGGUGAGUGGGUGCGCCGGCUGGGGGUCGUGCCAGCCGCCGACGGUAUCGCCGUCGUGGUCCGGCGGAUUGAGCCAGCAGCAGUACCGGGCCAUGGACUGGGUGCGCAGGAACUGCAUGGCGUAUGACUACUGUAGUGACUCGAGGAGGGACCAUUCCCUUACACCUGAGUGCUAGAGUGUUGGGUCGGGUAGGACCCGACCCAUGCAUAACUGCAUAUACGUACGUCUAUUUAGUAAGUUGCCCAAUUAUUAUUACUGCCUUUGCUCGCCUUAAAAAGAAAUGUAAUAAAGAAAGAGAGGAAAAGAAAAAAGUGGGCUUGGGUUCGUGCAUGGAGGCGUCUUGAGAUGGAUCCACUUGCAGAAAAACAGAUGCAAUGGUGGCUAGGCGUCCAAGCCUCCAAGAAUUAAAGAUUCAAGGGGAAAAAAAAUAUUGCUCUGGCAGUGUGUGUUUGUGAGAGAGAGAGAGAGAGAGGUCCCAAAGUGUUUGCAAUGUUGUGUAAUAAAAUUUGCCUUUUCUAAAUAAUAAAACAGAGUGGUGGUUGUCUUGCAA
This is a messenger RNA of Malania oleifera, 1912 nucleotides long. RefSeq names its product probable xyloglucan endotransglucosylase/hydrolase protein 32. Gene Ontology annotation, molecular function: xyloglucan:xyloglucosyl transferase activity; hydrolase activity, hydrolyzing O-glycosyl compounds. Bases 647 to 1537 code for a protein of 296 amino acids. Lineage: Eukaryota; Viridiplantae; Streptophyta; Magnoliopsida; Santalales; Ximeniaceae. The transcript has 4 exons. Gene Ontology annotation, biological process: cell wall biogenesis; xyloglucan metabolic process. The record is from RefSeq and is a predicted model, not a curated record. Gene Ontology annotation, cellular component: cell wall; apoplast.